This is a messenger RNA of Solea senegalensis (Senegalese sole), 3087 nucleotides long. It is a transcript of the gene fermt3b, whose product is annotated as FERM domain containing kindlin 3b. Gene Ontology annotation, molecular function: integrin binding. The coding region runs from base 206 to 2140 and encodes 644 amino acids. Gene Ontology annotation, cellular component: cell-substrate junction. The transcript has 15 exons. The record is from RefSeq and is a predicted model, not a curated record. Lineage: Eukaryota; Metazoa; Chordata; Actinopteri; Pleuronectiformes; Soleidae. Gene Ontology annotation, biological process: integrin-mediated signaling pathway; leukocyte cell-cell adhesion; regulation of cell-cell adhesion mediated by integrin.
AACUGACAAAAAAAGGAACAAGCCUUUCUUGACAAAAGCGGCACAGCUAUCUGCACAGACCACAACCCACCGAGCCCAAGAGAGGCGAAAACGUUUCACAGAAAACGUGGGAAACAUCUUCAGAGAGCUGACAGAGGCACUGGGGUCGCCCAGGUUCCAUUUCCAGGUUGCAUUUCUCAAAACCUUGUGCAGAGGAGACUAAAGUAUGGCAGUAUGGGACCUGUCCGUCACAGUGGAAGACCUGGGGCCUGAUGCCCCGCCUGUCACCCUCAGCGUGACCUCUGAACUCCACGUCGGCGGGGUCAUCGUUAAGUUGGUGGAAAAGACACAGAUUAAGCGCGACUGGUCAGACCACGCAGUGUGGUGGGAGCAGAAGCAGCAGUGGCUGCUGAGAACAUCCUGGACCCUGGAGAAAUAUGGCAUCCAUGCUGACGCCCGACUGGUCUUCAUGCCCCAGCACAAGCCACUGAAGCUGGGUCUGCCCAACGGCAUCACCCUGAGGCUCCAUGCCUGCUUCUCCGGCCCCGUCUUUCGUACUGUGAUGGGCAUCUGCAGAAUGCUCAACAUCCGUCAUCCCGAGGAGCUUUCCCUCCUUCGGCCUCUCGAGGAAAAGAAGAAGAAGAAGAAAGAUUCAGCAGAGGAAAUCUACGACCUGACUGAGGUGCCCCUCUCCUCAGUGUCGCGGCCUUGUCUGUACAACGGAAUGCCCGCUCACUUCGCUGACUCGCCUCAGAUGGAGGCCAUCUACAAGAUGCUGUCAGUCACGCAGCCUCCCCCUGCCCCAGAGGUCAUAGCCAAGCAGUACCGUCCAGCCAGUGUGGUGGACAAGGCCCACAUCAAUGGCAGAUGGUUGGACUCAUCCCGUUCUCUCAUGCAGCAGGGCGUCCAGCAAAAUGACAGACUCUGGCUCCGGUUCAAAUACUACGCUUUCUAUGACAUAGAGCCCAAGUACGACGCCGUCCGUCUGACGCAGCUUUACGAACAGGCUCGCUGGGCCAUCCUGCUGGAAGACAUCGACUGCACUGAGGAGGAGAUGAUGCUGUUUGGAGCUCUGCAGUACCACAUCAGUAAGGUGUCUCAGUCCGAGCCCCAACUGAUGAGCUCCAGCACAGCCAUGGACGACCUGGAUUCAGCACUGCAGUCCCUGGAGGUCAAGAUGGAGGGAGAGGGCAGCUCUGCAUCCGAGUUGCUGGAAAACAUGACUGCACCAGAACUCAAUGACUAUUUGAAAAUAUUCAGACCUAAGAGGUUGACUCUGAAGGGAUACAAACAGUACUGGUGCAAGUUCCAGGACACAUCCAUCGCUUACUUCAAGAGCAAAGAGGAGAGCAUCGGAGAACCCAUUCAACAGAUACACCUCAAAGGAUGUGAAGUGGCUCCUGACGUUAACAUGGCUGCACACAGGUUCCUCAUCAGACUCCUUAUACCAGCACCUGAGGGUAUGAACGAGGUCUAUCUGCGGUGUGAAAACGAGCAGCAGUACGCUCAGUGGAUGGCUGCGUGUCGGCUGGCGUCCAAAGGCAAGAGCCUCGCAGACAGCAGCUUCCAGAGUGAAAUACAGAGCAUCCACACUUUCCUGGCAAUGCAGAAGACCAACACUGGUUCCCACGGCAACGUACCAGCCAGCGACGAAAGCAUCAAUACCCACAGCCUGGUGUCGCCACGCUACCAUAAGAAAUACAAAGCCAAACAGCUGACCCCUCGCAUCCUGGACGCUUACCAGAACGUGGCUCAGCUCUCGCUGACUGACGCAGUGACGCGUUUCCUGCAGAUCUGGCAGGCCCUGCCUGACUUUGGCCUCUCAUAUGUUGUCGUCAGGUUCAAAGGCAGCCGAAAAGACGAGGUACUGGGCAUCGCCCCCAACCGCCUGAUCCGCAUCGACCUGGGGGUGGGUGAUGUGGUCAAGACCUGGCGCUACAACAACAUGAAGCAGUGGAACGUCAACUGGGACAUACGACAGAUGGCCAUAGAGUUCGAAGGCAACGUCAACAUAGCUUUUAGCUGCGUGACCGCCGACUGCAAAAUCGUUCACGAGUUCAUCGGAGGCUACAUUUUCAUGUCGACUCGCAGUCGUCAGAAGAGUGACACGCUCAACGAGGAACUCUUUCACAAGCUGACCGGCGGCCACGAGGCUCUAUAAUGCUGAGACGCACAAACACGACAAAGGCCGCCACACCUUCUGCAAAACAUCCUGGGACUUUAUGUUGCAUUCAGCCAACCACAGAUAACAACAGUAUGUCUGUUCAUGUGUAAACCCGCGACAACUGGUCUGUCCACUUGGGUUAUUUUCAAGCCUUUGUUUCACACACACACACACACACACACACACACAGUGUCAGCUGCAUCAGAGAAUGGACAAUGUGACAUGUCCACACAGGUGAAGACUCAGUGGUCCUCAUGAUGGCUCCCACUUUCCCUCAGGAUGGACGACCGGUCAACCAAACCACUGGUCAUCUGGUUCAACAUCAGCAGGACAAAAUACUCUAAGAGGUGUAAAAGGAGCAGCAACUUCACUCUUAUCAACUUGACUCAUUAUCAGUGUUACUUAGGAUUCAAAGCUUUACUAUUAUCACACAGGUAAAUGGUGCAUGACUGCUGCCACAUUAUUAUUAUUAUUGGAGCCAAUUGAGGAAACAAAGUGUGUACAACGAAUGCCAACACAUAAUGUUUAUCACACAAAAAUAAACACACAUUUAUUAAAAAUAAACACUUGAUCGUCUUGUUGUUGUCUUCACUCCGUAUAGCUGUGACAUAUGGUAGCGACGUCUGUUGUUUGUUACACACAAAGCUUCGGACCAAUUAUCUCCUCUCACAUGCUGCGAGUGUGUCCAUAUCUUACAGAAACACUGUCAAGUAAAACCCCAGUUUUUGCAUCCUCUGCCAUCCCAUAGUCACAUGACUAAACCACACAUGCAACGUCUUCACCAGUGUCUCUGUGUUUGAAAGCUUGUCUUGUUGUUGCCAGCAGGCACUGUGUGUGGUGAAAUUGUGUUGUAAUCUGUGUGUGCAGAAGAGGAAAACAAAGUCUCUGUACUCGCCACUCGACGUUGACUGGCUAAUAACAAUAAAGGUGCUUCUCCACAGACA